UUGACACCGUGUAAGACGCACUGGUACCGCAACGAGGAUUAAUGAAAGACCUUCUACUUUCUGUGAGGAGGAGAGAGAGCGAGCCGAGCGGCAUGCAAAAGAAGAUGCCUUGCAGGGGGAAGGGAAGUCUUUGACACAGCAUGCAUAUGCUGCCAGGCUGCACAGGUGUAAUAGGUGCGUCUGCAUGUAUACACAGCCUCAUCAGCAAAGCUCGACGGAGGGAUGCCGACAAGUUUGACUCACGCACUGUAACUCAACCUUCACAUCCCCUUUCUCUCUCACAAACACAGUCCGUUCGUAUCUAGACAUAGGAUAUACACACACACCUUCUGCACGUACCCACGCUAAAACCAAGCAAAUCGGCAGAUCCGUUCAGUAUUCAGUCCUGUGGAUGGUUAAAACUGGAUUCCCCCUUUUCUUCUCGGAGGACUCAUCCCGAGAACAGGACAGGACGAAGCAGGACGGAUCUCAGUUUCCAACUUAAAGACCUCUUCAUCCUCAUCUGAGAACCGAAUAGAGAGCUACCCGUCCGUCCUGAGUGAAACCCUCUAAAGGUGGACAGGGUACAUUAGAAAUACAUGUUCCAAAGGAGCGCUGCUGUGGCAAGCAGCGAACCCACAACCAUAAAUCAACACUGUUGGACUUUGAUUUUUUCAGUAUUACUUCGCAGAGACACAGACAUGUUGGCAGGCCUGCUGACCUGCGAAUGUGCAACAUAGGAUUCUAUUUCUGGAGCCUCAUUGCUUUUACAGAUUAACUGCCCUCAAAUAUGGCCCCAAUCCAUUCAUUCCACCACUAGUUUGACUGCUGCCGAAGGUUCUGCAUAUUCAAGCUUCAAAAGAACCCACUGUGCGUCAGUCGAGUCAUUUGAAGACCCACUGGCCCGUUUUUCAAAAGCAGUGUCAGUUUUUUCAGACUCCUGCAGAGGAACAAACACAUGGCUGUAUGACAGGACAUCUUUAAAGUCAUUUUUGUUAUUUUCCUCACAAUCAUUUCCCAAAUCACAAGUCAUUGCCCAUUUCAAAUCUAGAAAAACUGAAGGGAAAGAUUGACGUCCAAAGCUUUGACGCUAAUACCAUGACACUGUGCUUCCAUUAAGACUUUUAUUGCAAGAGACAUUUUCCAUGAGCUCCUGAGGGCAAAUCACACUGAAAUCCCAUUGCCCAGUGUUUUCAUUAGCCUGUCUUCGGCGAAUCAAGGUCUUCCAUCAUCAGAAGUGACAUUUCCAUAUUGAAUGAGAGAGAAAGUAGCUUCCAUUAGCAUAUUCAUGAACAGUGACACUCUCAAUCAUGUGAAAAGGAAGACAUGGUGCAAACCCUGAGCCAUCAAGCCCUGGAACAAAUAGUUUAUGACAUGUGAGGAAAGAAGGAUCUGGAAUCCCCCUUAACAACCUUAGCACAACCCUUAGCACAAAGGAGAAAGUGACCACUGGCACAUUAAGGAUAUUUCAGCCAUAAACCUGAAAUGUGUUGUUGGCCUAUGGACCAAGGCCUAUAAUAAGAGAAAAAUUAAAGAAUAGGAUUAAAGAUGGAUUAUCACUGAAACCCACUGGACACUCUUUAGGGAGACACUUCAGACCAAGUUGUAGAUUACAUUUGGUUGUUAAUGUGGUGGCCUCUUGUGUGGUUGGUGUUAAAAGAGAGGGAUGGAGAAUCUAGAUGAGCUGGAGCACCCUCUUCUGGAAGAAAACCCCAAUAACAGCCGGGCAUCAGGACCGGGGCUGGGGCCGGGGACUGGACAGGCCUCCAGCGGGCUGUUCAAGAGCAUCUUGGUUAAGUGUGAGGAGGACAGGGCCUACCCUCCUUUAGCGUGGAGGAGCUAUUGUGGACAUCCACCUGAGCUUCAGCAGCAACAGCUACUAGACCCUUGCUCCUUACCUCGCACACUGGAGUCCUUUUACCCACCAGCCCCCAUCUGGGGCCAUGCAGACUCCCUGCUCAGCAAAGACUACCUAGAGACCACCUUUGUGGACAUUCGGCCCGGCUCCACACUGGAAAGGAAGCUGCUGGCCGAGACGCAGGACUACCACAGUGUGUCCUACAGCAUGGAUGAUGAGGAUGACCUGCUUCCUGACUCUGACGACUCAUCCAUUGAUGACUUCAGUGAUACAGACAGCGAGAGCAACUUCCCUCUGAUGAUCCCUCAGGACUACCUGGGUCUGGCCUUUUUCUCCAUGCUCUGCUGCUUCUGGCCCCUGGGCAUUGCUGCCUUCUACCUUUCACAGAAGACCAACAAGGCAUCGGCUCAGGGGGAUUUUCAGGGGGCCAAUGCAGCGUCUCGCCAGGCCCUGUGGCUCUCGGUGCUCUCCAUUGUGUUUGGAAUCAUAACGUACAUCUGUGCCAUCGCUGCGUUGAUUUCCUACCUGUCUGGCAAACCACCAUAAAAGCAACUUUUGCACAAGGAUACACACACAAAAUAACAUACCUCUCACACAUUUCAUGAAUAUCAACAUGUCGCCUGUAAAUGUAAAAUAAUCACAGUCUUUGUCUGUCGACCCUAUUUGCAGUUAUGUUUUAAAAGCAGAGAACAGACAGUGAAAACAACAGGAGAGCUGGUGUGUAUUUUAUAAUCACUUCUAAUUGGAUUGGGACAUAAUUUAACUCAGAGGGCAUUCCUCGCACGUGAAGAAAAAUAAUUGAAAAAGAAGUUAUACAAUAUCACUCCAUGUAGAAUAUUCAGUCUGUCAGGACUGAACUUAUCUGUCAUCCUUUAAAUCUGUGCUGUAGUCGUCCUCACGUGUUAAGCAUUGCUGAAGUAAAACAAAAAAGUGUGACAACAAAUGCAGAUGUUAUCACUGUAGAUAUCACUGUCACAAUAACAAUGGAAGAAUAAUGAGAAGCAGAAAGAGAAGAGAGGGGAUAUGUGGCCUUGUCUGCCUGGGAGGAGCCAAGCGGAGGGCAGUAUACGGCGGUGGAGUCUGCAGAUUUAUGAGAAGGUCACAGCAAGGACGUGGCACUGGCUAAAUCCUGAUGGACCUUGCUGUGGGAGGGCCUGAGCCAGCACUGUCGCUUGUGGGGGGAAAGCUGGUGAUGGU
Messenger RNA from Micropterus dolomieu (smallmouth bass), 3034 nucleotides. RefSeq names its product transmembrane protein 91 (gene tmem91). The transcript is spliced from 4 exons. Gene Ontology annotation, cellular component: intracellular membrane-bounded organelle; membrane. Bases 1646 to 2383 code for a protein of 245 amino acids. NCBI's taxonomy places the organism in Eukaryota, Metazoa, Chordata, Actinopteri, Centrarchiformes, Centrarchidae. The record is from RefSeq and is a predicted model, not a curated record.